ACACCAGAAUCCGCGAACCACAGACGCACACAACACCACUCAAGCUUGCUGCUGCACUACUGCCGAAUCGUACGUGAGACACAUGGCUGCUCCGAAGGGCGCGACGCUGGCGCUGGCCGUGCUCCUGGCGGCGACCGUGGUGGCUCCGCCGGCCGCGGUGCGCGCGGCGAUGUCGUGCUCCACGGUGUACAGCACGCUGAUGCCGUGCCUGCCGUUCGUCCAGAUGGGCGGGGCCAUGCCGCCGCAGCCCUGCUGCGGCGGCAUCCGCAGCCUGCUGGCGCAGGCCAACAACACCCCGGACCGACGCACCAUCUGCGGCUGCCUCAAGAACGUCGCCAACGGCGCCAACGGCAGCGACACCUACAUCAACCGCGCCGCCGCGCUGCCCAGCAAGUGCGGCGUCUCCCUGCCAUACAAGAUCAGCACCAACGUCAACUGUAACACGAUUAACUGAGGCGUCGUCCUGUGCGAGGAAUGCAUCAUGGCUGAUUGAGAGUAAUAAAAUAAUGCUACUGGUUUGGUAUUUGAAGCUAGAUCGAGUGUGGGCUAGAUCGAGUUGUGCCUGUGUCUCGAGUCAUUUAUGGUGUUUAGGAAUCGUCUACACAGUUUGUAACCGUGUGUCGUGGAUGCAUGUUGCCGCGAGCAGAGUAGCCAUGAACUGGUGUGUGCCGGUGUGCCCUGCUGUGUAAUUUCUAUGUAAUGUGUUGGUGCUUCGAUCCAGAUGUAUCCCCUCGUGGUCUUGGAAAUGUUAGAUUGUUGCAGUAUCAUUACCGUA
Sorghum bicolor (sorghum) is the source of this 775-nucleotide messenger RNA. Its product is annotated as non-specific lipid-transfer protein 1. The transcript is spliced from 2 exons. Gene Ontology annotation, biological process: lipid transport. Gene Ontology annotation, molecular function: lipid binding. The record is from RefSeq and is a predicted model, not a curated record. Lineage: Eukaryota; Viridiplantae; Streptophyta; Magnoliopsida; Poales; Poaceae. The coding region runs from base 83 to 454 and encodes 123 amino acids. Gene Ontology annotation, cellular component: membrane.